This is a messenger RNA of Ectocarpus sp. CCAP 1310/34, 827 nucleotides long. The record is from the annotation of a GenBank genome assembly. NCBI's taxonomy places the organism in Eukaryota, Phaeophyceae, Ectocarpales, Ectocarpaceae.
UGGAGGAGGGACGUGUGAUCAUGAUCAUGGUGGUCUACGUGGAUGACAUUUUUGCCGUAGGGCAGAAGGAGAGAGGUUUGCCGAAGAGUUGGCUGCAGAGUGCGGCAUUGAGUUGGAGGAGCGUGCCCUUGCCUGUGAGCGUGAAGCUCAUCGACUUCGACGAGAACGAAGCGUGCGCUGAUGUCCCUUUUCGCGAGUUGGUAGGAUCUCUGAUGUGGUUGGCCACCCAAACAAGGCCGGACAUCGCGAACGCAGUUCGAGCAGUUGCGCGGUAUUGUGCAUCUCCCAAGAUGGUGCACUGGAAGGCAGCACUCGGUAUUUUAGGGUACGUACGGAGGACGAGUUGGAUGGGGAUUGCGUUUGAGAGGGGAGUGGUGACUGGGAUGAGCGUGCAGGUGUUUGUGGAUGCCGACUAUACAAGCAAAGCGACAGAGCAUAGAUCGGUGUCAGGAGGGCGAGUGAUAUGUGGGGGAGGGUGUGUGACUUGGUUUUCGAGGACGCAGAAGUGCGUUGCGCUUUCCACCACGGAAACACAGUACGUGGCAAUUGCCAAUGUCUUGAAGGAAGUGUUGUUCCUGAGGCAGGUGUGGCGUUUUAUGUUGCCAGAUGCAGGUAUACCGUGCAUCCCGGUGUUCGAGGAUAAUCAGGGAGCGAUUCAGAUUGCGCACAACCCGAUCACGAAUUCCAACCCGAAACACAUCGAUGUACGGCAUCACUUCAUCAGGGAGCUGGUAGAGAGGAAAGAGAUCUCAACUACUCAUGUGCCGACGCAAUUUCAGCAUGCAGAUUUCUUGAAGGCUAUUAGCAAGGUGCCUUUUGCGCCGUGA